Messenger RNA from Linum trigynum, 509 nucleotides. NCBI's taxonomy places the organism in Eukaryota, Viridiplantae, Streptophyta, Magnoliopsida, Malpighiales, Linaceae. The record is from the annotation of a GenBank genome assembly.
CUUCGACGGCGCGAUCGUCGUCGCCCCGAUGUGCCGAAUCGCUGACGAGAUCAAACCUUGCUGGCCGAUCCCCGAGGUCCUCACCAUCAUCGCCAAAUUCCUCCCGACGCUGGCCAUCGUCCCCACGGGAGACCUACUCCGUGAAUCCGUCAAAGUGAAAGAGAAGCUGAAGGUCGCGGAGAUGAAUCCGAUGAGGUAUAGAGGCAAGCCGCGGCUCGGGACAGUGGUGGAGCUGAUUAGGACUACGGACUGUCUGGGGAACAGAUUGCGAGACGUUAGGGUUCCGUGCCUCAUCCUCCACGGGAGCGCGGAUGUGGUCACGGAUCCCAAUGUUAGCAGUGCGCUGUACGAAGAGUCGUUCGAGCGAGGAUAAGACAAUCAAGAUCUACGACGGGAUGCUGCAUUCGCUGUUGUUCGGAGAGACAGAUGAGAACAUUGCCAUUAUCCGGCGAGACAUUGUGGUUUGGCUCAGCGAUAGGUGCAGUAGAAAAUGAAGAGUGAAGACAAAC